AUGCAGCGGGUCGCGGCGCGGCUGGUGGCCGGGCUGCUCGCAGCGGCGCUGGGGCUGCUGCAGGCGGACGGCGGGGAGACCGGCCUCGCAGAGCGGGUCAUCUGGGCCGUGAACGCCGGCGGGGAGUCGCAUGUGGACGUGCACGGCAUUCACUUCAAAAAGGACCCGCUGGAGGGGAAACUGGGGAAAGCGUCUGAUUAUGGGGUACGUCUGCCGAUACUACGCUCCAGUCCAGAGGACCAGAUCUUGUACCAGACAGAGCGCUAUAAUGAAGACACUUUUGGAUACGAUAUUCCCAUUCGCGAUGAAGGAGACUAUAUAUUAGUCCUGAAAUUUUCAGAGGUUUACUUUGCACAGUCGCAGCAAAAGGUGUUUGAUGUCCGCCUUAAUGGCCACGUAGUGGUAAGGGACCUGGAUAUCUUUGAUCAAGUGGGUCACAGUACUGCUCACGAUGAAAUCGUGCCCUUCUCUAUUAGACGAGGGAAGCUGAGCGUGCAGGGAGAGGUUUCCACUUUCAACGGCAAGCUCACGGUGGAGUUUGUAAAGGGUUACUAUGACAACCCCAAGGUCUGCGCUCUCUAUGUUAUGAAGGGGACUUUAGAAGACGUGCCAAAGCUGCAGCCACACCCUGGUUUGGAGAAACCAGAGGAAGAAGAGGUAGAUGAAGAAGAACCUGAAGGAGGCGAGGAAGGCGGGAAGAAAAAGGUCUCGGCGGCCUCUAAGCCCCGGGUCCAGUCGGGCCCACGAACACCGAACCCUUACGCCGCUGACAACAGCAGCCUCAUGUUCCCCAUCCUGGUGGCGUUCGGGGUCUUUAUCCCCACACUGUUCUGCCUCUGCCGGCUGUGAGCUCCAACUGACAGCUGUAGAGGGGUCGCCAGGAGCUUUGAGACGGACUUUGAGGGGGAACUUUGACUUUGAGAGAGCGGGGGAGAACGGGGGCAGCAGAGGUUCAAGGUGGCAACAGCAGGACGGGUUACAGCGAACACCACGGUGAGACGGCUGACGGCUCGGGCAGAAUCAGGACAACGCAGGAGAGAAAAACAGCCGCGUACUCUUUGGAAAGCCACUGCCAGAUGAAACAAACGCUGCUGUUGUGAGAAAAGAUGUUUGAAGUGUGUGCUGUGGGCUUCUUUGAAUGUGUUUCGCAUCCACCUCUGCUGACCCUUUUUGAACAUUGUUAGUCAUUUCCACUCGGAGGCUGGGCACCAUUUACAGAUGCCCGCGUUUAUGAGUUGAAACAACAUUUCUGCAGCUAAGAGAUGCUCAGGAGGGAUUGGU
This is a messenger RNA of Cololabis saira (Pacific saury), 1281 nucleotides long. RefSeq names its product malectin-like. Gene Ontology annotation, cellular component: membrane. The coding region runs from base 1 to 849 and encodes 282 amino acids. NCBI's taxonomy places the organism in Eukaryota, Metazoa, Chordata, Actinopteri, Beloniformes, Belonidae. The transcript has 5 exons. Gene Ontology annotation, molecular function: carbohydrate binding. The record is from RefSeq and is a predicted model, not a curated record.